Molecule: messenger RNA, 1143 nt
Organism: Alternaria burnsii
Lineage: Eukaryota; Fungi; Ascomycota; Dothideomycetes; Pleosporales; Pleosporaceae
Product: carbohydrate phosphatase
Exons: 1
Coding region: 1-1143 (380 amino acids)
Biological process (GO): sulfate assimilation
Molecular function (GO): 3'(2'),5'-bisphosphate nucleotidase activity
Source: RefSeq, a predicted model, not a curated record
AUGGCCUACUCUGCCGAACUUCGCCUCGCCUUGCGCGCCGUACACCGGGCGUCUCUGCUCACCAAAUCCGUUCUCCGCAGUCUCUCCAACAACGUGUCUGCGGAGACCAAAGCAGACGACAGUCCCGUUACGAUCGCGGAUUUCGCCGCUCAAGCUCUCCUAAUCUCCGCUUUGCAUGCUGCCUACCCCACAGAUGCGUUUUUGGGCGAGGAGAGCGCUGAUGCAUUGCGUCAGAACGAGGCACUGGCUGACCGCGUUUGGCAGCUUGUGCAACAGGCGAGGAGCGAGUCUCUUGAAGGCGGCACCGAGAGUGGUAAAGGAGACGGAAGCUCGGUACAGGUUGAGGAGCUGGCUUCUCCGAAGAGUAAAGAAGAGAUGUUUGAGCUUAUUGAUCGGGGAGGUAAAGGAGAGAUCACGAGAAGAGGCCGAGUAUGGGUCAUGGAUCCCGUGGAUGGCACAGCGACGUUCAUGCAAGGCCAACAAUACGCCGUUUGCCUUUGCCUGCUCGUUGAUGGCGUGCAACAAGUUGGAGUGAUUGCUUGCCCCAACCUCGCAUUUCCUAUUCAAGAAACUCUCGGCCAAACUUCAAUUCACGAAGAUCGUGUCGACACAGAUGGUUUUGGCGUAGUACUAUCUGCCGUCAAAGGACAAGGCACCUUUGUCCGCUCUAUGAACGCUUCUGCUUCUGCGGGACUAGGAGAACCCCGGCACGUAGAUUUGACCACUCUACCUCAAAAGAAGCCUUCCGAGCUAAAUUUUGUCGAAGCAACACUAGGCAAAACAUCGCUGUCGCAAUCUGAGCACAAUGCUGUUGCUACGUCACUUAGUGCCCAAUGGCCAGGCACGAUUCUCUGGUCUCAGCAAAUGAAAUACGUGGCUCUUACCCUUGGUGCUACGGAUGUCAUGGUGCGCAUUCCUAAGACCCUGGACCGCUUUACUUAUAUUUGGGAUCACGCUGGUGGCCAUCUCCUUUUCCAAGAAGCAGGCGGAGUUAUUAGCGACUUCAAGGGUGAACAAAUUGACUUUGCAAACGGACGAAAGAUCAAAGGAGAGCGGAAUUGGGGUAUGAUUGCCUGUAUGCCUGGAUCGUUUGAAGAGGUUGGAAAGGCAGUAAUGGAGGUACUGAAAAAGAGAGAUAGCUAA